AUGCAGCGGCAGAUCUUCCACAUGGCUACCGCUGUGGCGUGGGCGCCGCUGCUGCUGGUGCUGCUGUCGGCGUCGUUGUCGUCGCGGUGCGCGGGGCAGGCGCUGGUGCCGGGCGUGAUGAUCUUCGGGGACUCGGUGGUGGACGCCGGCAACAACAACCGGCUGGCCACGCUGGUGCGCGCCGACUUCCCGCCCUACGGCCGCGACUUCCCGGCCACCCACGCGCCCACCGGCCGCUUCUGCAACGGCAAGCUCGCCACCGACUACACCGUGGAGAGCCUGGGGCUGAGCUCGUACCCGCCGGCGUACCUCAGCGACGAGGCGCAGAGCGACAACAGGACCCUCCUCCACGGCGCCAACUUCGCCUCCGGCGCCGCCGGCUACCUCGACGCCACCGCCGCGCUCUACGGCGCCAUCUCGCUGGGGCGGCAGCUGGACUACUUCAAGGAGUACCAGUCCAAGGUGGCGGCGGUGGCCGGCGAGAAGCGCGCGGCGGCGCUCACGUCCGGGUCCAUCUACGUGGUGAGCGCCGGGACGAGCGACUACGUGCAGAACUACUACGUGAACGCCAUGCUGGCCGCCGCCUACACCCCGGACCAGUUCGCCGACGCGCUCAUGCAACCCUUCACCGCCUUCGUCGAGAGGCUGUACGGGCUGGGAGCGCGGCGGAUCGGGGUGACGUCGCUGCCGCCCAUGGGGUGCCUGCCGGCGUCCGUCACCCUCUUCGGCGGCGGCGGCGGGGGCGGCUGCGUGGAGCGGCUCAACAACGACUCCCUCACCUUCAACGCCAAGCUGCAGGCGGCGUCGGACGCGGCCAAGAAGCGGCACUCGGACCUCAAGCUCGUCGUCUUCGACAUCUACAACCCGCUGCUCAACCUCGUCGCCGACCCCAUGAGCGCCGGGUUCUUCGAGUCUCGGCGCGCGUGCUGCGGGACGGGGACGAUCGAGACGUCGGUGCUGUGUCACCAGGGGGCGCCGGGGACGUGCGCCAACGCCACCGGCUACGUCUUCUGGGACGGCUUCCACCCCACCGACGCCGCCAACAAGGUGCUCGCCGACGCGCUGCUCCUCCAGGGGCUGCAGCUCAUCUCCUAG
Triticum turgidum subsp. durum (durum wheat) is the source of this 1095-nucleotide messenger RNA. The record is from the annotation of a GenBank genome assembly. NCBI's taxonomy places the organism in Eukaryota, Viridiplantae, Streptophyta, Magnoliopsida, Poales, Poaceae.